AUGGCCGUCGCAGUUGAUCGAAGUAUAAUAAUCGCUUCUAUUGCACUUCUUCUUGAUGAAGAAGAAACAAAGAAAAAACAAUCCAAAUGGACAAGGCCAUGGUUACAACGUAGGAAGGUCGAUGGAGCCUUUCACACCUUGUUCAAAGAAUUAAAGGAAGAAGAUCUAGAAGGAUUCAAAGGAUAUGUAAGGAUGGACGUUGGCCAAUUUGAUGAACUGGUCCAUCUACUUGCUCCAGUUUUGCAUCAGCAAGAUACCAACAUGAGAGAAUGCAUAAAACCAGAGGAAAUGUGCUGUAUCACAUUAAGAUAUCUUGCAAGCGGUGAAUCAUUCAGAUCUUUGGAGUAUCAAUUCCGUAUCAGUAAGAAAGCAAUAUCUUAUAUAGUUCAGGAAGUGUGUAGUGCUAUCGCUGAAGCUUUGGGAAAAAAUAACUUUAAAACAUCGGAAACAACAGAAGAAUGGAUGGAAAUUGCAAAAAAGUUUUAUCAUCGAUGGAAUUUUCCAAAUGGAUUAGGUGGUGUCGACGGAAAACACAUUGCUAUACAGCAACCAAAAAACUCUGGCUCGCAUUAUAGAAAUUACAAAGGGAGUGAUAGUAUAAUUUUGAUGGGAAUGAUUGGACCAGAAUACGAAUUCCUUUUCGCUGAUGUAGGGAUGAAUGGCAGAAAUUCAGAUGGCGGGAAUUGGUCCCAAAGUUCCUUGAAACUUGCCCUAGAGUCCGGCGCACUUAAUUAG
This is a messenger RNA of Hydractinia symbiolongicarpus, 735 nucleotides long. RefSeq lists its product as uncharacterized. The transcript has a single exon. Bases 1 to 735 code for a protein of 244 amino acids. Lineage: Eukaryota; Metazoa; Cnidaria; Hydrozoa; Anthoathecata; Hydractiniidae. The record is from RefSeq and is a predicted model, not a curated record.